Molecule: messenger RNA, 396 nt
Organism: Mycetomoellerius zeteki
Lineage: Eukaryota; Metazoa; Arthropoda; Insecta; Hymenoptera; Formicidae
Gene: Xport-A
Product: exit protein of rhodopsin and TRP A
Exons: 2
Coding region: 133-396 (87 amino acids)
Source: RefSeq, a predicted model, not a curated record
UGUUGCGUGCGUCACGUCGCAGGAAUUUCACGCUUCGUAAAAAGCCGUAAAAAUACGCAGUCUACUCUGAAUUCAAACGCACGUUUACGAUCAUUGAAAAAGCUCGACCAUGAUGAUCGUUAUAUAAUCAGCAUGAAGAAACGUGGAAACAACGAAAAUAAAGGUAGUAAGAGUUGUCAUAAUGGAAGGAAUGCAGUGGAGAAGUCGGAUUCGGGAGGUCUAAGCGAUGACGAGAAUCAAGGUUUCGGAAAUUGGAUUCGAUCCAGCACCGGUGUCGAAAUGAUGCGGCUCUUCGUGAUCACGAAUUCGAUUUUGGUCUUUGUGACUAUAGCUUGGCCGAAUAUGAAAGAAUCCUUUUACAUCAUCAAAGAUUAUCUCGUGGGAGAAGAGGACUAA